Messenger RNA from Polistes dominula (European paper wasp), 2583 nucleotides. Its product is annotated as protein Aster-B. Gene Ontology annotation, cellular component: endoplasmic reticulum membrane; plasma membrane; endoplasmic reticulum-plasma membrane contact site. Gene Ontology annotation, molecular function: sterol binding; sterol transfer activity. Gene Ontology annotation, biological process: intracellular sterol transport. NCBI's taxonomy places the organism in Eukaryota, Metazoa, Arthropoda, Insecta, Hymenoptera, Vespidae. The record is from RefSeq and is a predicted model, not a curated record.
UGAUGCAAGCAUCACUAUGGCCGCUCAUUCGGAAGGAAUUAAUCGGUUAAAAAUUCGUACUUAAAUUUACUUCUACGUUUGAAUAAGAAAAAAACAACUGUGAUUUCUAUAUAGUGGAAAUAGUAUUUGUUUUUCUUUUUGAAACUCUAGACAUCGCAUUAUUUGUUAUGAAAUCUUUAUAAAUUAUUGAUACUUAGUAACACACAAUGUCAUCUAUGAUUUAAAGUUGUUCGAUAACAACUUAUUUGUGUUGAACGUGACAGCUUGCUCGCUUUGAAAUAUGUCUAUUCUUACGGUGGCAGGAAUAAAUCGGUUGAAAAUUUGUUAAUGUCUAGUCAUGAUGUAAUAAAUAGUAUAAACUCGUCAAAUUUGGGACAUCAGAGUGGCGCUACUAAUGUAGGAAAUGGAAUAUCAACCGAGAUACCUCAAGAAACAAUAAAUAGUGGAAGUGGUAGCCCUAUAUCUAGUCCUAAUUUAUCUCCUCGCCCAAGCCCUAAAGCUAAUUGCAAACGAGAAUAUAUUAGAUUAAAUUCUGACUCAAAUAAAGAGUCCAAUCGUGCAAAUAAAUCUGAUGAUCAAUCGCAGGAAGCGAUAAACAAGUCAUUCGAUUCAAUAGAUUAUAAUAAGAGUUCUGCACACGAAAGUAAAAAGGAAUCCAGGAAUGGAGAUAGAAAUAAAAAGAAAUCCUGGUACCAUGUCUUAUACCCAACGUACAAAUCUCGAUCAGAAGACUUUAAACGAAUAUUUAAAGAUGUUCCGGAUGAUGAGAGAUUAGUUGUAGAUUAUUCCUGUGCCCUACAACGCGAGAUAUUAGUGCAUGGAAGGCUUUAUGUCUCUCAAAACUACGUCUGCUUUUAUGCAAAUAUUUUCAUGUGGGAAACAUUGGUGUCUCUACGUUGGAAAGACGUUACAUCUAUUACCAAAGAAAAAACAGCACUUGUGAUUCCCAAUGCUAUCUUAAUAUCUACAGUUAGCGAUAAAUUUUUCUUAACUUCGUUUGGUGCAAGGGACAAGACGUAUUUGAUGUUAUUCCGUGUUUGGCAAAAUGCUCUGAUUGGUCAGCCUAUGAGUAUGGCCGAAAUGUGGCAACUUGUUCACACUAGUUAUGGGGAUGAAUUGGGAUUAACGUCCGACGAUGAAGAUUAUGUACCACCAUUAGCAGCUACAGACGAAGAGAAAUUUUCAACACGAUUAUCUGUGGAAUCAUUUUCUGAAGCAGAAGGUGCAAGCAUGGAAAAUUCAACUUCCCCUAUUGUAGAACCAAUUAAUGAAAUAGAGGAACAAAUUGUAUCUUUACCUCCACCUCCACCCCCACUUCAGCCUAGAACAGAUCCAGUUCUUGAUCCAACUGAUCUAAGCGAUACGACGGAAAGUGAAGCUGAAAAGCAUACUACAAAACUUAGCAUUCGUGGAGCUAUGAAAUGUACUUCUCCGCACGAAGGUCGUGAACUGUAUAAAACUAUUUUCCCUAUACAUAUUGAUCAGUUGUUCACCUUGUUAUUCACAAAUUCCAAAUUUUUUUUGGAUUUUCACACUGCUCGCAAAACUACUGAUUUGGUGCAGUCUGCGUGGACGCAGAAUGAUCAAACUGGUCAAAAAAUGAGGACUAUUUCUAUGACAGUAUCGUUAACUCAAGCAAUUGGUCCAAGGACUUCCUUAGUUACGGAAACGCAGAUUAUGUUGCCGUGUAGCAGACCGGGCCAUCUUUACUGCAUUGAUGUAGAAUGCACAAAUGCAGGCAUUCCAUAUGCAGAUUCCUUUAGCGUGUUAUCUCAUUAUUGUAUGAACAGCGUAUCGGACAAUGAAACAAGUCUAGCAGUAUAUUCACAAAUUAAAUAUAAAAAGAAUGUUUGGUCUUUUGUGAAAAGUAUGAUAGAAAAAAGUUGUUGGGCUGGACUUGAUGAUUAUUUUAGUAAUAUAAUAAAAGCUUUGAAUCUAGAAUGCGAAGAAGGUACAGCGAGUGCAGGAUUAAAGAGAAAAACACGUAGAAGGAGACGAGCAACGUGCGUAGGAAGUGCUUUACAAAAUCAUUCACCAGAUAAUAUAUCUCCCAACCAUCAAUCUUUACCUACAGAUUUGCCACAUAUACACAAUAAUAAUGGUGCCAGUACUAGAAGCGAUGCAGGCAUGAUAGUUAGUUCAAUGCUUCUGGUAGCUGUAUUAUGUCUAAUGAUAAUUAAUGGAUUGUUGUAUUACAAAUUAUGGGGCCUGGAAGAAGCUGCAGCUUACACAAUAAUGGACUUACAUGUUCUUAAGAAUACCCCAAAGACUGAAGAAGAAUGGAUAAAUUUAUUACAGCAACAAGAAAGUUUGCAUAAUGUAGAAGUACGAAAAUGGCAACGAGUUUUACAUACCGCUGCGCAAUUACUUAGACAAACUGAAGAAUCUCUAACGGAAUUACAAAUGAGCAUUCAUCCUACCGCAACUGAAAAGAUGUUUUCAGUGCUAAAACCGCCUCUGAAAAAUACUAAUACUCGCACAGGACAACAGAGUAAAUCUGAAUUAUAAAUCAAUUUAUUGGAAUAAUGUUACGCUCCUUCGUUAGCUCAAGAUUUGUUUUCUCGUUAAUGUUGUUUCCAUCAA